Tripterygium wilfordii is the source of this 330-nucleotide messenger RNA. RefSeq lists its product as uncharacterized. Bases 1 to 330 code for a protein of 109 amino acids. The record is from RefSeq and is a predicted model, not a curated record. NCBI's taxonomy places the organism in Eukaryota, Viridiplantae, Streptophyta, Magnoliopsida, Celastrales, Celastraceae. The transcript is spliced from 2 exons.
AUGCAUAAUUUUUUGAGAGGGCUUAGAAAGGUCAUUGGCAAGGUCAAUAACCCAGCUCAACAUGCUUAUGUGGAGGGUAGACAAAUUCUCGAUGCAUCCUUAAUCGUGAAUGAGUUGGUGGACUUCUGCUCAAAAACAAAAAGUGAUGGUCGGAUGUGUAAGUUGGAUAUGGAAAAAGCUUUUGACAACCUGAAUUGGGAGUUUCUACUCAAAGUGAUGGAGAAGAAAGGCUUCAAGCAUAAAUGGCUCCUUUGGAUAAGGAAAUGCAAUGCUUCAGCCUCCUUUGCUGUUUUAGUGAAUGGAGCUGCUUCUGAUUUUUUCAUUUCCUAA